This is a messenger RNA of Pleurotus ostreatus (oyster mushroom), 387 nucleotides long. RefSeq lists its product as uncharacterized. The record is from RefSeq and is a predicted model, not a curated record. The transcript has 4 exons. Bases 1 to 387 code for a protein of 128 amino acids. NCBI's taxonomy places the organism in Eukaryota, Fungi, Basidiomycota, Agaricomycetes, Agaricales, Pleurotaceae.
AUGUAUGACAACCCCCGAUGGUUCCGCCGAUAUAAGGGAGUGAGCAUUUAUUUCUUCCUCUCCCUUCCUAGUACUGCGACUCACCAGUCCUGCUCUACCAAUCAAGCUGCCAACCUACAAGAUGAAUUUGAGGUUUUGGCCGGUGCGCACCCAGCGACGAACCGAGUACUAAGGCUUGGAAUAGCUCUCUGCGUUUCCGCCGAACAUUCGUACUCGUUCCCAAGUCGACAUCGAUUAAGGGUUGCCAUUGAAGAAUACCAGAAGUCUCUCGCGAAACUCGUAGACGACGCCGUCGAGCAGAUCGUGAAGGACAAGACGAGUGACAGUCAACUCUCUGGUACUUUAAUCAAGCUUGUGGCGCAGUCGUCCUUGCUCUGCAAGGAAUGA